CGAGACGACGAAGAGAUAAACCCAAAUGGAAUGGACCACCAGAAACCAAACCGUCGUCAAGAGGAUCGGAGGGAGGGCCGGAUCGGAGGGGCGGGCGCUGGAAGCCACGGUCUGCUUUUAGGGUUUCUCUCCCCUCGCCGAGACAGACAAGUACUCCACCACACACACGCGCCCUACCCACGAAAUUCACAAACCCACCGGAGGCACAGAAAUUUCCCAGGCAAGGAAAAAUCCCGUCCGAAAUCCAGCGCUCCAAAUCCGUUCGUCUCCUAGGCGCUCCCCCGAACCCGUCACGAAUCCCUCAGAUCCCCGCUGAAAUCCCUCAAUCCUCCGUGCUCGCCGCCGCCGCCUCCUCCCUGCGACAGCCGCGGCCGCGGAUUUCCACCCGAGGGUUUCGUCUCGCUCUCGCUCUCUCCGCUCUACUGCCUCCACAGAUUGGCGCGACCGACCCGUCAUCGAGGACCUUCUUCCGCCCGAGAGGCCGGGGCUCCUCCCGCGGAAAUUCACUCUCGUUCAGAGGCGGCGCUCUCCUCUUCAUCGCCGCCCCCGCGCUCUGCUUGUACUGGAGUGGCGCGGGGUGGAGAUCCACCCGGGCGUGGAUCGAUUCCUCUUCGUUUCUUCGUUCGGUGUUUUUUAUCCUUUAGGCGCGGAAUACCAAUCUAUAGAAGUGCACGAGGAGUUUUUAUAUCCCCGAUUUUUAGGGGGUUCAACUGAACUCCCAUGCCCCACGCUAAGUCCGCCCCUGGUGGUGGUGGACUGAAUUGGUGGACACUGUUGAUUUUGUCGUGGGCAUGGAGCGAAGUGAGCCCUCGUUGAAGCCAGAAUGGCUGCUGCGGCCCACAGUACCUGCCACGACCCAUAAGCCGGUGACUUCGCCCCGCGCAGAUGAUCACGGCAGGGGUGCUUCAUCAAGAAACCGUUCAUCGGGACGAGAUCGUGAUCGGAGCUCCCAACAGUCCUCGUCUCGGAGGGGUUCAAGCUCUAGUGGUUCAAGGAGGAAUGAUCGCGAUGGUACAGGGAAAUCAAGAGGCUAUGGUAAUUUUGGAAAGCACAGCAAGGAUAGGAUACAAGAAAAGGACUUGGAUUUUCGUGAACGGGAGAGUAGGUUGGUUCAACCAGAUGAUCCUUUACGUGAUGGCUUUGAGUCCUUUAGCUCAUGCAGAUCUGAAAAGGACAGGCUUAACCGUACUCGUUCAAAGGUGGCCAUACCAAAUCGGGCAGGAGUAAGUUUAGACAAUGGUAAUGUAUCUAAAAAAGAUAAUGGUGUCAUCUCCUUUGAGCGGGAAUUUCCACACCUUGGUUCUGAGGACAAAAAUGGAAAGCAAGACAUAGGUCGAGUUCCGUCUCCUGGAAUUAGCACGCCAAUUCAGAACAUACCAUUGGUAGUAUCUGAUGGCUGGAAUUCAGUGCUUGCAGAAGUACCUGCCUUAGUAGAUCCAAACAUUAACUCUGUUUCCUCUUCCUCAUCACCCGCUGGUUCUAGUAAACCGAUUGAAGUGUCCAACUCUGGGAGUGCGUUAAGCAUGGCUGAAACAGUGAUGCAGUCACCGUUAAAUAUUUGUACCACACCUCAGUUAUCAAUUGAUGCUCAGAAGAUUGAAGAAAGAACUAUGAGGCAGUGCAUUUUAAGACCUCUAACACCAUCGUCAAACAAAAUAUCUGCAUCUAUUUCCUUGGAUAAGUUAUUAAAAUCCAAAGGUGCAAGAGCUGGAGAGUCUAAUGGACCUAUCAAGGUUGCUCCACAGCUGUCAAUACAGCCAUCUAGCAACUCUGUUCGCACUCCAGUCAAAACUGAGCUCGUAAAGCAAUCUCAAUCAGGCAGCCUUCAAGUCCUUAGCCGUGAGCAGAAUGGUACUGUAAAUACUGCUGCCAAAGACAUCACCAGCAACAAUCCUGUGAGCCCUGUUUUGGGUCGAUCUUCUUCAAUGGAACCUAUGAGAAAGUCUAUUGUCAACCCAAAGCUUAAGGUUGGUACUAAUGGCCGUUCUUUGCAUCCUCUGCAAGGUUCAUUUGCAGACAGAAAAGCAAGUGCAAAAGACAAGUACAAAUUUUUUGAGUUGUUGCGAAGUAAGUCUGUAAAUGGUUCAAGCGCUGCUAUUGAGUCUCCAUCUAGCCUGACUGAUGAUCAGCAGAACUCUAAUCUUGAUUUGCCUUUCAAGUUUAUUGAAAAUGGGAACAGUUCCUGUGAAGAAGCAAAUUCUUGUGAGGGAUCACAGCGACACUUGUCGGACAAUGAGGAAAUUAUUCCACCUUCAGAAUCUCAUGACGUUUUAGAUGAGGGAUCUCUGGGGAUUCAAGUUGACGACAAGGGUUCCAGCUCUUCACCAGUACUUGGCACACAAGAUAUAUCUUCCAAGAAGCCCCAGGAAGACAAUGUUGAUAUUGUUGUACCUGUUUAUGUAAAUGAUGGUUCUGUGAUGCCCAAUUCUGUUGACAAUGAAGCAAGAUUGCUGUUGGAGGAAGCCAAUCCUGCUCAAGUGUUACAGCACAUUGAUGCAAGGGAGGAGAAUCCCUGUCCUGCUCAAGAGUUCGAGUCCAUAGGGGCAGGUGGGGAGGAAGAGUUGAACCUCCUGAGAUCUAUGGGCUGGGAUGAGAAUGAAGAGGUUCAGCCUCUUCAGCAGGAGGAGAUUGCUGAUUGUGUAAGGCAGAACGUCAGGCUGCAGCAGAAGCUUCAGGAAUGCAGGGGCUGAUCGCCGAAUCAAUGGAGCAACGUCACUGUGCGUCACCAUGCUGAGAAGAUGUGGGCCGCGUGGAGGGAGCUGGGUUUUGGACUUUUGGUACCUUCCGGGCAACCGAUCAGAUAAUGAUUGUCUCUAGCUUAGCAAAUGGAGAGUUUUGUUUUUGUUAAUGCUUGUUCAGCAUUGUGGGGGAAGGUUUCCUGGUAGAGCUGACAAUUUUCCCCCAUUGAGAAGAGGUUUUAGGGUUUCUCUUCCUCAUUUUCCCAGAAGGAAUACACCAAAUGGAAGUCUUGUCUGGUGUUGGAGGCACAUAGGUGUGCGUUGCUCUCAAAGAAGAAUAGGUUGUCUCUUACUUUUCGCCGCUAUGUUUUCUUUUUUGGAAAAAAGGGAAAAAAGAAUGAUCCAGCUUAACAUGAAAAAGGUGCACAGGGAUUGCCUUGGUCUUUAA
Molecule: messenger RNA, 3126 nt
Organism: Zea mays
Lineage: Eukaryota; Viridiplantae; Streptophyta; Magnoliopsida; Poales; Poaceae
Exons: 6
Coding region: 792-2690 (632 amino acids)
Source: RefSeq, a predicted model, not a curated record